CGAGGGCCGAGCGCGGAGGCCGCGGGUCGUUUUCGGUCGCGAUGCCUUAUGCCAACCAGCCCACGGUGCGGAUCACCAGGCUCACGGACGAGAACGUUAAGUUCAUCAUCGAGAAUACGGACCUGGCAGUGGCCAAUUCCAUCCGCAGAGUCUUCAUCGCGGAGGUGCCCAUCAUAGCCAUAGACUGGGUCCAAAUCGAUGCCAACUCUUCAGUGCUGCAUGAUGAGUUCAUUGCCCACAGACUUGGAUUAAUCCCUCUUACAAGUGAUGACAUUGUAGACAAGUUGCAAAACUCCAGGGACUGUUCAUGUGAAGAAUUUUGUCCUGGGUGCUCAGUAGAGUUUACACUUGAUGUCCGUUGCAAUGAAGACCAGACUCGCCAUGUCACAUCUCGGGAUCUCAUUUCUAACACCCCCCGAGUUAUUCCAGUGACAUCCUGGAGUAGAGACAAUGACCCCAAUGACUAUGUGGAACAGGAUGACAUCCUCAUUGUCAAACUCCGGAAAGGCCAGGAGCUGAGACUACGAGCCUAUGCCAAAAAGGGCAUUGGCAAGGAGCAUGCCAAAUGGAACCCUACAGCUGGAGUGGCCUUUGAGUAUGACCCAGAUAAUGCUUUGAGGCAUACAGUCUACCCAAAGCCUGAAGAAUGGCCAAAGAGUGAAUAUUCUGAGAUUGACGAGGAUGAAGCUCAGGCUCCCUACGAUCCCAAUGGCAAACCAGAGAGGUUCUACUACAACGUGGAGUCCUGUGGCUCUCUUCGCCCUGAAACCAUUGUCCUCUCUGCUUUGUCUGGUUUGAAGAAGAAGUUGAGUGACCUCCAGACCCAGCUAACCCAUGAGAUCCAGAGUGAUGUCCUGACUAUAAACUAGCAGCAGUCAUUUCUGUCAGAAAUGGGACUCAAAUGGAU
Trichosurus vulpecula (common brushtail) is the source of this 907-nucleotide messenger RNA. Its product is annotated as DNA-directed RNA polymerase II subunit RPB3-like. Gene Ontology annotation, biological process: DNA-templated transcription. Bases 42 to 869 code for a protein of 275 amino acids. Gene Ontology annotation, molecular function: protein dimerization activity; DNA-directed RNA polymerase activity; DNA binding. The transcript has a single exon. NCBI's taxonomy places the organism in Eukaryota, Metazoa, Chordata, Mammalia, Diprotodontia, Phalangeridae. The record is from RefSeq and is a predicted model, not a curated record. Gene Ontology annotation, cellular component: RNA polymerase II, core complex.